AUGCUGUCGCAAACGCUAAUUGCCUCCUUGAUAGGCUCAACAAAAGUACAAACAUCGUCUACCCUCAAAGACGCCGGAAUAUGUGUGCAGGAUUUGCAGCCUACUUCCGCUCUCCGCGCGACCUUCAAAAAGAGCUCCACACCACCUAACGGACUCGCUGUCACUCCGACUCAUAUAUUCGCUGCGCAAGUCGAUAAAUCCGUUGUCCAUGUAUAUAGCCGAUUGAAGGGGAACCAAGAAGCGACGGUCCCAUUCCCCGAACGAAUUCGAAGUCUGGCCGUGACAGGUGGACAGAAUGGCGAGGUCUUGGUUCUGGGCACAGAGGGCGGACGAUUGAUUCUCUGGGAGACGUGCACCGGACGCCAAGUUUCUACCACACCUUCACACCUUCAACCCGUGACCUCACUCGUCGUUGAUCCCACGUCUAAUUUCAUUCUUUCUGGUUCUGCCGACGCCAACGUCCACGUAUGGUCCAUUCCACAAUUGUUAUCCUUCUCGCAACCAGCAUCGACGGGCCAGGAUCAGAAAGCUCCCAACUCGCCUAUACGAACAUUUGGCAAUCACCGAACGGCAAUUACAGCGCUUGCUGUUGGACAUGGCACAGGUCGCAGUAAUAUCGCCAUAUCCACAGCUCAAGAUAGUACAGCAGUCGCGUGGGAGUAUACAACAGGAAGGAUAUUACGGACAUUCUUGUUGCCAUCCGUAGCAAUAUCAAUUACUGUUGAUGCGGUAGAUCGGGCUUGCUAUGUUGGCUACGAGUCGGGCAAUGUUCAACGAAUCGAGUUUUAUGAAACAAUAUCAGCUCAGCACCCUCUAUAUGACGAACGGCUUCAGAAUACGCCAUCUCAGUUGAAUGCUGAUCAACAAUGGGCCGUUCCGUCGGCAGACAAGGGAGCCGCAACGUCGUUGGCCUUGUCUUAUGAUGGCAUGACUUUGUAUUCUGGACAUCCGAAUGGCUCGGUUUUGGCAUGGGACGUGGCGCGUACGAAGUUCUCAACAACUAUAGCCGAUUAUAUGAGUCCGGUAACCAAUAUACAUAUGCUUCCACCCACAGGAUUCCCUGCGCAGGCAUCUAAUGAUUCCUCUCGAUUUACAAUUCCAACCAUCAUCAAACCUCGAUAUGAACAGAAUAUAUCAGACAAGUCUCUUGGGGAUGGCUCUAUCCCAUACAACUACUCCAUGAACGUCCAACUUGUGUCACCAACCUCUAAAACAGAUAUCUUCUCCGAAGCUCUAACACAUCGUGUCUUUCCAACAUCUCUCUUAGAGGAAGGUCUCGCAGAACUAGCAGCACUCAGAGAUGGCCAAGGUAUGCGAGAAGUCACCACAUCAAACGGCCACUCAACUACAGCAACAACAGCCGUUGAAUCCUCACAGAUAAUCGCCAUGCAAGAAGAAAUCACAAACCUCAAAAAACAACUCUCAAUCAACGAAGCGGCACGACGCGCAGACGCUGAUGAAAAUAUGAAACUCAAAACAAAUAUACGUGAUUUGCAAGAAUCAAAUAAUCGUUUUCAAAGUUUACAAGCAAAAUACGACAAGCUCAAAGUUGUUGCGCGCGCGGAAAAGGAAGACCGGGACCUCGAACGGCGCAAAGCUUGGUUUGAGAACGAAAAGGCUGGGACGAAUGGUGAUGUGGCUUUGCGUCAAGCUCGAGCAACUGAUGAGGAUUUGGACGAGAUGAGUGAAUAG
Molecule: messenger RNA, 1692 nt
Organism: Talaromyces marneffei
Lineage: Eukaryota; Fungi; Ascomycota; Eurotiomycetes; Eurotiales; Trichocomaceae
Exons: 2
Coding region: 1-1692 (563 amino acids)
Biological process (GO): DNA-templated DNA replication; rRNA processing
Cellular component (GO): nuclear pre-replicative complex
Molecular function (GO): protein binding
Source: RefSeq, a predicted model, not a curated record